This is a messenger RNA of Aspergillus candidus, 1219 nucleotides long. RefSeq names its product Gfo/Idh/MocA family protein. Gene Ontology annotation, cellular component: cytoplasm. The record is from RefSeq and is a predicted model, not a curated record. Bases 55 to 1128 code for a protein of 357 amino acids. The transcript has 5 exons. Gene Ontology annotation, biological process: NADPH regeneration. Lineage: Eukaryota; Fungi; Ascomycota; Eurotiomycetes; Eurotiales; Aspergillaceae. Gene Ontology annotation, molecular function: nucleotide binding; oxidoreductase activity.
CCUCAUCCUACCUCCAUCCCACCCCCCCUCGAGCAAUCCCAUCGAUCUGCCAACAUGCCCAUCGGAGUUGCCUUGAUCGGCGCCGGCCUCUUCGCGCGACUCGUCCAUCUGCCUGCAAUUGACGCCGCACCCGACCUCGAGCUUCGCGCCGUCUACUCGCGAUCGCUGAAAUCCGCUCAAAGUGUGGCCCCAGACCGCGACCUGGCUCGAUAUGCCGACGAUGCAGACCAAGACCUAGCGGCGAUGCUGGGCCGAUCUGAUGUCACCGCCGUCAUCAUAGCUGUCCCAAUCGUUCAGACUGCGAAGUUCGUGCGCAUUGCCUUAAACGCCGGCAAACAUGUCCUCUCCGAGAAACCCAUCGCCAAGGACAUCGCCGAAGCGACAACCCUACUACAGUGGUACCGGUCGUCGGGAGUCUCGCAGCGAGCCAACUGGUCCGUGGCCGAGAACUGGCGGUACUGGAAGAGUCUGAAUUACGCGCGCGACCAGUUGGCUGCACUGGGUCGGAUUCACCAGCUGCGCGUGCAAGUCAACCUAGACUGUCGGCCGGGAUUCUACAUGUGGAGCUUCUUCGAGGGCUCCGCAUGGCGGAGACACCCCGAGCAUCAGGGCGGCACGCUGCUGGACUCCGGGGUCCACUACGCAGCGAGCCUGCGCCACUUGCUUCGCUCUGACCGGGUGACACGCAUUGCGGCCUUUGCAAAUGCCGCGCAGGAUACGCUCCCUCCGCUCGACACGCUGGAUGCCAUCUUUCAGACCGAGGCGGGCACCCAGGGGGUGUUCCAGCUGUCGUUCACGUCAAACCUCCACGGCACGGGGUGGGAGAUGGUCGGCGAUAACGGCAGCAUCAGCGUCAUGGAUUGGAACGGCACUGUCGAUAAUACGACUGUAACCACCCGUUUCAGGGACCGUGAACCCGAGGUACGUCAGAUCCCCAUCGAGGGGCUGGGCGUGCCGGACGAGGUCCUGGCUUGGGGAAAGGCGCUGGCCACGGGGAAGUGGAAUGAUCGACAGCGACCGGAGGAGGCGCUGGCCGACCUAGAGCUGAUGGAAUUGAUGUUCCAGAGCAGUGCAGAGCAGGGAAUGCCAAAGGUGCCGGUUCAUCAGGUGGUAGAUCGCUCGCAGUGAGAUCGAUCUCGAUUGGAUGGAUGAAAUUAGGAAUCCUUUAUCUGUAUCCUCUUCUGCUCCAGACAAAAAUCUUAAUAGUAUUAUCUACUCG